AUGGCACCUGGGAUGACUUUGUCGACACUGUUCUUCGCUGACGACACCAGCCACACGUGGCUGCCGAAGCGCGACCAUCGGUCUGAAGGUUGGCCGCUGACCGGCAAUCCGCUGCCGGUCCUCAUGAUCACGGCCGCUUACGUGUACUUUGUCAAGCUGGCUGGUCCCCGUUGGAUGUCCCGCCGCAAGCCCUUCGACCUGAAAGCCUGCAUCCUAGUUUACAACCUGUCGGCCACCCUGCUCAGCGCCUUCUUCGUGUGUCGCUUCGUAAAGCUCGCGUAUUGGGACCUUGGCUACACCUUUCUGCAGGGCCUCGACACGACCGACUCGGCUGCGAGCCGCGAGAUCUUGCGCUUAUCCUGGUGGCUUUACAUGUUCAAGCUGUGCGAGCUCGCCGACACCGUGUUCUUUGUGCUGCGCAAGAAGAACCAGCAAAUCAGCGCACUCCACGUUGUGCACCACGUGAUCGUCGCCUGGAACAUGUGGUUGGACGUGACGUACGGCGCCCAGUCACAUGCGAUGUUCAUCAGGUGCCUGAACACGUUUGUGCACGUGUUCAUGUACACGUACUACUUCCUCGCGGCGCUUGGACCCGCCUACAAGCGGCUACUGUGGUGGAAGAAGUACAUGACCAUGACGCAGAUUUCGCAAUUCGUCCUUUUGCUCGUGCACGCCUUUGGCAUGGUGUUCGCCAAGGGAAACUACGUGGGGCUCUUCGUGUGGCUCGAGGUAGCGCAGGCGAUCCUGUUCUUCGUGUGGUUUAUGAUCUUCUAUAUUCAAGCUUACUCAAAGAGGAAAGUGUAGGUCCAU
Rhipicephalus sanguineus (brown dog tick) is the source of this 810-nucleotide messenger RNA. Its product is annotated as elongation of very long chain fatty acids protein AAEL008004. The transcript is spliced from 2 exons. Gene Ontology annotation, biological process: very long-chain fatty acid biosynthetic process; fatty acid elongation, monounsaturated fatty acid; fatty acid elongation, polyunsaturated fatty acid. Gene Ontology annotation, cellular component: endoplasmic reticulum membrane. Lineage: Eukaryota; Metazoa; Arthropoda; Arachnida; Ixodida; Ixodidae. The record is from RefSeq and is a predicted model, not a curated record. The coding region runs from base 1 to 804 and encodes 267 amino acids. Gene Ontology annotation, molecular function: fatty acid elongase activity.